Aspergillus alliaceus is the source of this 1947-nucleotide messenger RNA. RefSeq lists its product as uncharacterized. The transcript has a single exon. The record is from RefSeq and is a predicted model, not a curated record. Lineage: Eukaryota; Fungi; Ascomycota; Eurotiomycetes; Eurotiales; Aspergillaceae. The coding region runs from base 284 to 1852 and encodes 522 amino acids.
GGGAUGUUCGAAGCAUAAGCGCCCGUGCUCACAGCUGCUGCGGGAGAGGAAAUUCUUAGGGAUGGGUUCAGGCUUAAUUUCCAGAGUCCUCGAAACAGGGGCGCAAAUUAUCUUUCCGUUACUGACCAAGCCAUCGUCGAAUAUCACCCUUGGGUAAUCAUGGCCGAAGGUAGGGGAACGUCCAAAGAUACUCCGGCUCAGGUAAGAGUGUCUAACGAAAUUCCUGACUACCUUUGUUUGCUUCAUGCACUAGCUCACUCGCUGAUUAUAUAGACAACCACCCAUGGUCCACCAUCUGGCAACAAUAGACGCCGUACAAGGACCGAAAGAAACGAUGAGAGCUCUUGCCAUUCACCAUCUACUUCUCAGAGAGCGAUGCAUGGAAUUUUGGGAGGUGUCACACGGGUGUGCUCCCAUUCAGCUCCCAAUAACUGGGUUUCCAGAGCUAUUAAUAAUAAUUGGACAGAUGUUGUCUGGGCGAAAGCCGGAGGAACCGAUACACUCAUCCUCAGACUCAAUAGAGAACCCGGCUAAGGCACGAGAUUCGCGACCACAAAAAGCCCAUGAAGCUUCGGCAACAAGGGCCGGUGCAGAGGCCCACGGUGCUCACGUUAAUAAUAGAGCCCAUAAAAGAGACACCGGAUACCUCCACGAGAUAAAACAGAGGGAUGUGCAAAUCGAGGAAUGUAAGGCGAAAUGCAUACGAUUACGCCAGGAAUCCGAGGCUCAGUCCCAACGUCUAGCAGAGGAAUCACGCCAACAUGAAAAGGAUCGUCAACAACAACAGGCCGCGUACGAAGACCAUCUGCAACAAUGUGAGACACAAAUUCGAAAGCUCAACAAAAUCCUUUCUCAGCUGUUGGAGGAUAAUGAGCAACUGCGGACUAUAGUUAUAGCGCGUCAAGAAAAUGCUCUCCAGUCGAUGGUGUCGAACAACGGACGGGCUCCUAAGGAGGACCGGGUUGUUAGGGAUGAGUUUACCAAAUUAGAUGGGAAGAUGCGCUCCUGGGCAAGAAAUUACGGUGUCAAGUCUCUCUCUGAUUUAGAGGGUGUCCCAGAUAAUGAGAAGGACAAGGUCAUUAAGGAGUUGGGCGAAUACUGUCGGGAACAGGAUUGGGCAUCGCUGAUGUGCAAAGUAUCGUUUUCCCCCGAUAAAGUCCCGGGAGUCCUUCUACAAGCCUUGUUAGCCAAGGAUGUGUUUGAGAGGAUUUUUGUGGACCCAUUCUUUGCCUUUGGUAAGAUCGGUGAUGAUAACACUCUCCCCGAGUCGGUAGAAUUGAACAGGAUUUACGGGUGCAUGAAACAGGGUAAGAAGAUCAUAGCACAGAAGCUCACCAAUGCUAACCGAAACUCCAACGCAGUUCAUGAGGCAGAAGCGCACACUUGGCGCUCACAGACAUUACGAAUUCUUUCCACUGCGACUGACCCGAACACCAAACCUAUCUUACAGGAGAGGAUUGAGGAGCUUAGCAGUGGGCUUGUGACAAACCUCCUCGGUAGUUCAGCCCGCACUCUUCUUCAAUCCCGAAAUACAGAGGAUGCCAAGAAAAUGAAUCAAGAGCUACAAUCGCUGUACGCCGGGGCUGCGCAUCUCGCAUUGUCGCUUUGGAGUCAGCCGACCUUUAUGGUCUGUAGGAGCCAGCAACAUCUGCCAGUCUUCACCAUCACCAAUCCAAUGAUGACUGCACACCGUUUGCAUCAUCUGGAUGAAGACGAUUGCAAAUUGGAUGGUAAACAGGUGCUCCUUGUUAUUCGACCGGUUGUCCUGGCCUUUGGUACGGUAAAUGCUGAGCACUAUGACCUAUCGAAGGUGUGGGCCCGAGCAACCGUGUUGGUAAAUGAAAAAUCUUGAGUAGUAUUUUCUUAUUAGAUCAAAGGAGUUUAGCACGUCAUUUUAAGUCAAUAAUGGGAGUUCAACCGUUCAGGGGUCUAUCAUAGGCAACGGAA